GAGCGCGCAGGGCCAUGUGAGCAGCUGGCGGCGGCAGCGGCCUCGGGGAAGACAGAUGGGGUGAGAGACAGCGCGGGUCCGGCUGUCAGCGGCCGAGCCCCGCCGCGGAGGGAGCCCCUCCUCCCGCUGUGCGCUCCCGGCCGGGGCAACCAUGGCGUCCAGCGAGGAGGACGGAGGCGGUAACGGCGCGGUGGAGGAGAAGGAGAAGGGCAAGAAACGGAAACUAGGCGCCCUGGCCACAGCCUGGCUCAUCUUCUACAACGUCGCCAUGACCGCGGGGUGGCUGGUAUUAGGUAUUGCCAUGGUGCGGUUUUAUAUACAGAAAGGAACACAUAGAGGCUUAUUCAGAAGCGUUCAAAAGACGCUUAAAUUUUUCCAGACAUUUGCUUUGCUUGAGGUAGUCCACUGUGCAGUUGGAAUAGUUCGCACAUCUGUGCUUGUGACUGGGGUCCAAGUGAGUUCAAGAAUCUUCAUGGUGUGGUUCAUUGCACAUAGCAUAAAACAGAUCCAGAAUGAGGAGAGCGUUAUUCUUUUUCUGGUGGUAUGGACUGUGACAGAGAUUACUCGAUAUUCCUUCUACACAUUCAACCUGCUCAACCAUUUGCCAUACUUCAUUAAAUGGGCCAGAUACAACUUUUUUAUCAUUUUGUAUCCUGCUGGAGUUGCAGGUGAACUGCUAACCAUAUAUGCUGCUUUACCUUAUGUGAAGAAAACAGGAAUGUUUUCACUGAGACUUCCGAACAAAUAUAAUGUCUCCUUUGACUACUAUUACUUCCUUAUUAUUGUCAUGUUCUCCUAUGUGCCGUUAUUUCCACAACUCUACUUCCACAUGCUGCGGCAGAGAAGAAGGGUGCUUCAUGGAGAAGUGAUUGUGGAAAAGGACGAUUGAAUCAGGAUGUGUAACUGUGGUGCUUUUAGUGGAAAACAAAAAAGAGGGUAAAACCUCAAUAUUUCCUGUGAUUUUUCUGAGUCCAAGUUUUAAAACAUGGAACAAGAAUAAACAACUGUGCAUAAAAUAGCAUGGAUUCUAUUAUUUUUACAACUGAUAUAUUUUCAGACCUAUCUUUUCAUCCUCAGUUUCGCUUUGGUUUUUAAUUGUCUAAUUCUUCAAACAAAUUAUUUUCUUAUUUUCACAAAUAGUUUUCUUAGUUUCACAAAUAGCUUUAAGAAUUGGAAUAGUUGGCUACUGUGCCCUCUAUUCAGAAAGUUGUGUUAUGACCUGUAGUCAUCAUCAAGAACAGGAGAGUUGAUAAGUUGUACUCAAAGUGAGUCUUCUGGAAAACAGCAGAGCGUAAAUUGGGUAAUUGUGUUUUUCGUAGUCUAGGUGGCUUGAAUGUUAUUUAAGCUUUAUAUUAAAUAAUACCUUUCCUGUUAUAAGUACUGUAGCACAUUGUUGAACAAUCUUUGAAUUACAGUAGGACUUUGGAUAGCAGCUGAGUCUUUGAUUUUCAGUGCAAAUUUGGAUCUCCCUGUAUUUUCAUUUGUAAUUUACAGAUACGUAGAAUAACAGAUAUCACAUUAAGUGUUUAAAAGUUUGUGCUGAGGAGCAGACUUGAUGUGCCUACCUUUCUCUGAUCAGUGGCUGGAAUAGGACUCAUUUGCAGAGAAAGUCUGACUAACAUGGUGUUUGCUAUUCUACACUUAAAUUAUGUAUGCAGAAAAAUCUCAGUUUUGCAUUUAGAAACUGUAGCUAUAGUGAGAUAUUUGACUUCUUAUAAAUAGCUCUGUGGGAUAAAAUAUAUUUGAAAUAAUGUCUUAAAAUAGAAAUUGUGCUUUGAAUCAUCCCAUUGUGCAAUUUUAAUUGCUUCCUUUCCAUUAAUUGUUUAUACUGCGUUGACCUAAUUCUAUUCAAUGUCUUCAAUAAUCUGCAAGAAGGAUCUGCAGUAUAUUAAUGAAAGUUACAGAUGAUAUUGCAUUAUAUGAUACCUGAGUAGGAGGGGUCCAACAAAUUAGACACUGCCUAAGGGAUUCAGAGAAAAGGUAAUGCAUUUGAGGAAACUUGGAUACUUAGUGAGAGAGAGAGAGAGAAGAUUGAAAUGUAGUAAUGUGGUAAGCAGCUUUGAUAACGUAGGCAACAAGAUUGCUUCUGGCAUCACUAAUGUCAAAAGAAGAGUAUAUAUGCAGACGAGCUGCAUUAGGCAGCUAAAAAUCAGAAUAUUUGUGAUUGCUGAGGUGAUAUCUGGAGUACAGUCUUAUAUUUUUGGGUACCUCAAGAAUUGAGACAAUCUUCGGAAAAGUCACAGAGCAAAGCCAUGAUUAGUUUAAGUGAGAAAGAAGUCGGAAAGAUUGAGUCAUUAAUGUGCAUAAUUUUUUGUUUUAGGAGAAAUACAUGUAAAGGAAGAGGCUUUCUAAGUAUAAUGGUGCAACUGGAAUUGAUUAUAUGAAUUUGAAACAAGGUGAAUAGCCAAUGAAUGUCAGGAGAAAGAUCCUACUAAUGAGAUCAGUUAGGUUAUGGAAUGACACAGUAGUGCUUAUCAAUGCAUACAAUUUCUUGGAAGGUUUUCAUUUAUAUUUCGCAAGAGUUUGAGCUAUGUACUUGCAGAGGCAGUUUCCAUUUUUAGGUUCAGUGAUUCUGUGGUAAUACAGCUUUUUUGAAAUUUGUAGCUGCAACUUUUUUCUGGUGUAUCAGGUAGUUUGAUAAGAAAAGCAAGGAUUUGCUAUAUCCCUAACUUUUCAAAUUCCAUUUUGUGCCUUAAAUUUGUGAUAUUUAUGCCUGUCUUCAUUACACGUAAAUGAGUUUCCUUUCAAACAAUAGGUGCAUAGUGGACUUGAGAUAGAAGAGUUGUAUUUUUUGCAGUUUUAAAAGGUGGAAUCUUCGUAUUCUUUAAAACAAAUUUCACACAAGGUGCUAUAAUUUAACUUACUACUUCUGUGUUUUGUAUGCAGCUAAAAUUAUUAAAGGUUGGAGAUAUAAACUGUAUUUACAACACUGCAUCACAAAAUAGUUGUGUUACACAUAUUCAGACUAGCAGUUGUAUUUGUCCAAAGUUCUUAAAGUACUGUUUUAUAAACUCCACUUGCUUUUUGAUCCAUGAGGAACAUCAUGGCAUUUUUCAGAAGUAUAUCUCAGUUAGCAAGCAGAAUAGUGUGACUAAAUAUAACUAACUAAAAUUAGAUUAAAUUCUGUGUCUUUUUUACUGUCAGGGCAGCUCACUGAAGACCAUAGCUUACCAAUUAAUUGAAAAUGCAUUGGAUACUUUAAGGGUGUGAUUUUGAAAUCCUUGGUCAGAUGAGUGUAUCCCACAGAUACUAUUCCUGCAAUAAAAGGAAUACUUGCACUAUAAUACUGUAUUAUAUUUUUUUUCAUUGUGGCCUAAGGAUAUUAUACGUCCAUCAAGGAGCUAUUUUUAUAUCCUUUUGUACAUGUGACAUGAAAAAAAUACAGCACUGUUUGCUAAAAUCUUGAGUUGCACUUUCAUAGAGCAGCAGUGUACAAGGUAGUGAUACAAUUUAAAAACUGAUUUACAGCUACAAUAUAGUCAUGAUAAAUGAGUACAAAUAAAGCUAAAAAUUACUUACAGUAUCACAUUCAGCGUUUCAUAGACCAGAGAGAUUGCCAUGUAGAUUAUUUGACAUGGCAUGUACAUAAAAAAAGAGUAAGCAACAUGUAUCUUUCCUUACUCCUCUUUUUUGGCUGAAACCUUUUGCUGAAGCCUCCAUGUAUACCUUUUCAUAGAAUCACUAAGGUUGGAAAAGACCUGCAAGAUCAUCGAGUCCGACCUUUGACCAAACACCACCAUGUCAACUAGACCACAGCACUAAGUGCAAUGUCCAAUUGCUUCUUGAAUGCUUCCAGGGAUGGUGACUCCACCAUCUCCCUGGACAGCCAGUUCCAAAGUCUGACCACCCUUUCAGUGAAGAAAUUCUUCCUGAUGUCCAACCUGAACCUCCCCUGGUGCAGCUUGAGGCCUUUUCCUCUUUUCCAGUUGUUAGUUGCUAUAUUGUUAAAAUAUCUUCUGAAAGAUAGUGAGAAUUGCAAGUAAAAUCCUCUUGCUAUUGACUUCAGACUUCCUAGGUAGCUUACUAAAAUUUCAGUAUAACAUCAUGAAAAGUUUAAUUAGCUUGUUAAAUGGACAUUAAAAUUAAGUAUGAUUUUCACAUGGUGCUCUCUUUCCAACUUCUUUUUUACACCUGUCUUGUUUUGUCUUAUUCUCUGCAAUAUUCUUAGUUUUCUAAAGCAGUUAAAUCCUCCUGCUUAUGUAAGAUUAGAAAUGUAUUCAAACAUAAGCAUCUCUACUGUUUUCAUGUAGUCUUUAACGAAUUGUUUUCUUACCUGUGCUAUACAUGUUUUCUGAAAUGAAUUCAUAUAGAGCAUGGCCUUUUGAAGCUUUUCUAAUGACAUUAGACAGGAAUAUGCAUUUGGAAGGAGAUUCAUAUUCAUCAGGUGACCUUGCCUACUAUUGGUAGUAACAGAAACACACCACCCUUCAUAUAAAAUCCAGCUAAAAGCCGUUGGAUUUCUUGAGGUUCUCCCCAGCACUCUCACAGCAUUCCUGUUGUGAAAGGCUGUUUUGAGACAGAUUGAGGUGGCUUGUGUCAUCACAACUCUGCCCAGAAUGUCUGGAAGCCAGAUCCUGGCCUCAGGGCAAGGACAGCAGAAAGGAAUAUGAUGCUGAGAUAUUGCAUCUCCUUCGUUAGCUGCCAAGGGGUCACUGGGGCCAUUGUGAACAGUAGCUGAUAGAUGUAAUUUCUCUCACCAUGCAGGAUGUGGGAAGAGAGGAAGCUCAGUGUGCCUUUUGCCUAGGAAGCUCAGGAGAUCAGCUGGGAUGAUCUCUGUGACAAAGGGUGUGUUGCAGAAAGGGCUCUCCUGCUCCACUCAGCUAUAUUAUUACUAUCUAUUAGCCUAUAUAUCUUGAGAUAUACUGGUAUGCCAAGGUGGGUGUGCCACACUGCUCUCAAUCAUCUAGUUCAAAAUUAACUACCUUGGAUAAAUGGUGCAGCGUGCUGCUUCUAAUUCCCAUUGAGCAUAACAUUUAGCCAGCUUCAUGUUAAUGAAUAGAUUGCAAUGGCUAGUUAAUAGGUAGGUGUAUGGAGACUUUUUCUGUGACUAGAUGGAACCUACCUUUCUUAUCCAGAUAAAAUAUUUUAAAUCUAGGUCUAGCUACUGCUCUGACUGUGGUACUUGCAGUCUUCACAGUAGCUUACUUCAGUGGAUGUUUGGAUAUUUAUAUGAUUAGUAAAUAAACUAUAAUGAAAAAAAGUUACAAACAUUAUAAUAAUUUAUAAUUUAAGGUAGUUGCUACAUUAACACUUUUUGUUACUUAAUCUACCUUAGAAAGAAAAAAAUGAAGGAAAGUUAAUACAAAUAAGUGUUCUGCACUAAGCAGUAGAGCUUCAUAAAUCAAAAUUUUCAUGCAGGCAAACUGGCUGCAGUUCAUAAAGGAUCGGUUAUGUGGUUUUGAACAAAAGGUUGAAAGCUUUUCUGAAAAUUAAAAUUUAUAUCAUAACGUAUAUUUUAAAAUGUGCUGAGAGAUACUGUAUUAUUUAUUACCAGUUUACAAUUUAAAUUCAUGCCAAACAUACAGUUUUUAUAGAUGAUUAACUGAGGCCAUUAAAAUGUUUCAUUCUGUGUUUGUUACAGUGGCUGUUUAAUAAACAAACACCUCAUGUUUCUGCACAGCUCUGUGUUCUCUUGCUCAAGUGAGUUGCAGUAUGGUUAUUGUCUACAAUGCUUUGCAAGGCUGCUAAAGUGGCAGGUUCCUAUUUGCAAGGGAUAGCUCCUUAAACUUGCUUUCAUGAUGGCACACCUUCACAGUGGGUUCAGUGAGUAAAACUGUAUACCACUGGUGCUAUUCUCGGGGUCCUGAGUGCCUUCAGUAGGACUGAAGGCUUUACAGAUGUGCCUGAGUCAUCCUUAUGACUUCCUCAAUGGAGAGGACCUGUCUCGUGAACUCUUAGCUCACAAAAGUUAGUCUGGCAAGUGAACUUAAGGCUGUACCAAGACAAAUUGUGAAGAACCUGGAUGUUGGGUAACUCUAGCUCUCUCAUAGGAAGUUGCUGUCAAGUUCAGGCCUGCAACUGGUAGUGGCUGGUAAUGUUCAAUACUUUCUGUGUCAUGUUGUAUCACCUGAAACGUUGUCUUUUUAUUCAUACCUCUCUAUCUUCUGUGUUCAGUCUUGAAUGUAUUUGAAUGUCCUUUCAGUUAAUGGCUUUGUAAAAGUGUAAGUACAAAAAAAUUUAUCUAAGUGUAUCAUGUAUAGAAUUGUACUUAAAGAUUCUUAAUAAUGUAAUUGCACUGCAGCUGCUUAUUACUGUUAUUUCUUCUGAAAUGUGUUAUCACUAGCAGUUUACAGAGACAGGAAAACAACACAAUACAACACUUUAAUAACUUAUUUAUUUGCAAAGAUUAUAAGAUUUUUUGGGAUAUAGAUUCAGAUAUUUGUUUUAGAGAUUGUUAAUACUGUAGCACUGUAGAAAUUAUGCAUCAAUUAAAAGACAUGUUCUAAAGUA
This is a messenger RNA of Chiroxiphia lanceolata (lance-tailed manakin), 6450 nucleotides long. It is a transcript of the gene HACD1, whose product is annotated as 3-hydroxyacyl-CoA dehydratase 1. The record is from RefSeq and is a predicted model, not a curated record. The transcript is spliced from 7 exons. NCBI's taxonomy places the organism in Eukaryota, Metazoa, Chordata, Aves, Passeriformes, Pipridae. Gene Ontology annotation, biological process: dephosphorylation; fatty acid elongation; sphingolipid biosynthetic process. Gene Ontology annotation, cellular component: endoplasmic reticulum membrane. Bases 152 to 889 code for a protein of 245 amino acids. Gene Ontology annotation, molecular function: 3-hydroxyacyl-CoA dehydratase activity; phosphatase activity.